AGCAAAGGAAGGAAGGAUUAGAUUCUGGAGAGCUGACAACCAGAAGUUUUUGUCAGUGUACUUAGAGCAAGGUCCACAUUUCCGGUCUCAGUUCAGUUAAUUUCUGGAAGAGACACCAAAGCUCACUCACUCUUCAGGUUCUCACUGAACCUACUGUAUCGGAAGGGACUUCACCUCCCAGAAGUCCAUUUUUAUGAAGACUGUUGAGACAGCUUUCCAGAAACUAGAACCAUGUGGAAGAUAGACCUUGGAGUAUUCCUGUGCGGAUUAUCUUGAUUACGUUAAUUAAUUCUGGAUGGGACUAGGUAAGGUAUCCUGGGCUGUACGUAUAGAAAAAGAACUAAGCACCGUACAUGUUUUCUGCUUCUUAAGUGUGGAUAUAAUGAGAUCAUUGCUUCACUUUCCCACUGCUGUGGCUUCCCUACCAUGUUGCACUGUAUCCUGAUCAGGGAACCAAAACAAAAAUAUUCCCCUCUCAGUCAAUUUUGUUGAAAUCAUUUAUCAUACCAACUGAAGAAGAAUCUAAGACUAUAAAUUACAGAAAAUAAAAUAGGAAGCUUUGUUUAAAUUAAUGACUCAAGAGGACCGAAAGAAGUAUAAGAGCAAGUCGAUUCAGUCUUUCUCUCAAAACUCACAGUGGAAAAUUUCUCACUAUCUGAACCCAAUAGUAGUCACCCUGACUACUUAGCAAUGGCAAUCGGCACCAACUGUUGAAAGUCUAGUGUUGUACCUCACCCAACUGCUUAGAAGUCUUCAAUCACAGUGUCCGUGCAAAAUACAGCUGUCACUUCAAAGGGAGUAAAAGAGAAUUAUUGAGUCAAAUAUGUGUCCAUGAUCUGGGACCAUCAAUUCAUGUUACAAAUAACAUGUUCUGACAUAGAAGACAUUUCAUGAAGUCCUUUAGUCACAUUACUUUAAAGGUCAUAAGUCAAAGCAAUUUCCACGUGUGUGAGUGAAAACAUCAUAUAGGCUUGGUCACAGCAAAAUGGAGCCAUUUCUGCUAUAGGUCUCAGUUGCUAUCUGAUUACAAUCAUAGCUUUUGGGUUCGAAGAUGUCAGAGUCUCCUACAUUAAUAACAGUCCCCAAAGUUUUCCCGACAGUUAACACAUCAAAAGAGUCUUAGAUCAGACACAGCAGUAAGAAAUGUGUGGCUGCAAGAGUUCUAAAGAUAGCUAGAGAUAAUUUUGACUCUGAAUUUACAAUAUCUCUGUUCUCCACAGCCACAGAGUUCUGAUUAGUCAUCCAGUCUUGUGGAGUAUUUAAUGUAGGUGUGGUGUUUUUCUUAGAACUUCUGUUUACAACUAUGCAGCCUGUUCUGGACUUUUGAUUUUAUUCCAUUGAUCUAUUUCUUUAUCCUACGCCAAGGUAUUCUGUCUUGUUAACUUUAGCUUUCUAUUAAUAGUAAGCUUACACUUACGUGAAUUUUAUCAUCCCUGUCCCAUAACUAGAACAUGAGGGUUUCAUGAUUGAUUAGAAAUAUUUGUAGGUAAGCAACAUUUUAUUUUAUUUUUAUUUAAAUGUGUUUGUUCAUGUGUCACAUGAAUGGAUCCCAUGUAGGUGAAAGGGAGAUGUCAGAUCCCUUGGAACUGGAGGUAAAGGCCAAUGUGUGCUGAUAAGAGUGCUGUAAACUGAAUUUGGGUUCUCUGGAAGAGCAGUUUAAGUGCUGAAACUCCUUUCCCUAUCUUUACAAUUAAGAGUCUCAAAAUUCCCUCUCUGUGCUCCUCUGUAGAUACUGUCAACAAUGUCUUUGACUAUUGUUCUUUCUCUGUCCCUGUCUAACCUGCUGCUAAUCACAUGCUGUGUGUUUUUGUGUUAAAUGUUCCAUUGUUUUCAGUUUCAUGAGUUCUGUCUUGGUCAUUUAAAAUGCUUUUUUAUUCUAGGUUUUGUUUUUAUUUAUUGUUUUAGCUAGUGUUCUUUCUUCUUUUCUCUUCUGUCUUUCUGUCUUUGUCUGUCUGUCUCUGUCUCUCUCUCACACACACAAAUCACAUACACACACACACACACACACACACACACACACACACACACACCACUCAAACUCCAAUUUCCAUAUACUCAAGUUAUUUCUUUCCCCAGUGACUUUGCUUUUCCCCAAGUGACUGAAACUGUACACUUCUUUAAAAAUUAAGCUGAUGCAAUUGGUUGUGGGAAACAGAGUCCAGAGCCUGAUACAUGCUAGACAAGGAGCUUGGCAAGUAAACCAACAUUUCUAGCCUCUUGUCAUUUUCCUUUCUCCAAGAUCAUACUACUAUGUCAUCUGGCAACUUGUAUGCCAACCUUCAACCCAGUCUAAAAUCAUCUAAUGGAAACUGCUCAGAUCACACUGGCUUGUGAGCAUGUCUAUGGUAAAUAACAUUUACUCUUAAUUGAUGAAGGAGGGCACCUCACUGUGGGCCAUACCAUUCCCUGGGCAUUGGUCAUGGAAUGGAUAAGAAAGCAUGAGCCUGUUAGCAAGUCAUCAAGCAGGAUUUCUCCAUGGUUUCUGCUUCAAUUUCUUGCUUGGGUUUGUGCCCUGACUUUCCUCAGCUUUUGACAGUAACUUGAAAGUUGAAACAAAACCGUUCAUUUCUUGAACUUGGUUCAUUGCACUUGGUUGGAAUGUUUUACCAUGAUGACCAAAAUCAGACUAGAAUAUUAUUUGACUAUUUUAUGUAGAAAGAUAAAUCUAGAUCCUAAUGCUCAAAAGCAGAAAAACUUUUCCCUGCUUUUAAAAACCCACACAGUUGCCUUGUUGGCCAGUUUCAAUACUAAUUCUUUCCAGUGUACUUUCUUUUUGUCUUUACUGAGAAGUUAUUUUUCUGUAUUCCAAAUAUCACUAUUUCAUUACAUAACAUUGUGACAUACAUUUCUUUCCCCUUCUAAAUAGUUAGGCCGCUAUGGGACCAACAUGAUGUGGUGAGUCAAUAUUGAUUGAUCAAUUGAUUGAUUGAUUGCAGAUGAUGCUCAUACUCCAACAUCCAGUUGAAGUAAAAGUAGAGCUUGCUUAUGGGAAUUGAUUCUCUUUUUUCUACUACGUGGAUCCUGGGGAUCAAACUUAAUCAUUAGCAAGCAUCUUUCUCAAUGAGCCACCUUGUAAGCCUUUACAUAGUAUUUUCUAGUAUAUAUCAUAGACUCAAGGAUGAGGCUUAGAACUAUACAUGAAAACCACAGAAAAAUGAUAGGAUGAGAAUAGCCAUUGGAAUGCAACCAUUAUAAAACUUUCUUGUUUAUAUCUAAAAUAUGUCAAAGAACCCUACAUUAAAAAUUAGAUCAAAACGUCAUGCAAUAUUAACUCACAUGAGAAGAAAGAGGAGGAAAAGGAACACUGGCAAUAAAAUAAAACAGUAGAGCAUUGCUUACAUGACCGAUUCUUCUGAUAUAUUGUAUGUUAGUUACUCACUCAAUUCAGCCCCAUAAACACUCUGUGAGCCAGAUGGUGCCAUCAUCCCAUCUACCUUCUAUGAAAUCAAGGUUAGGGGACUUCCUGAGUAACACCAUUACUGGAGAUGCCAGUUACAUUAGUCAGGGUUCUUUAGAGUCACAGAAAUUAUGGGUAGUCUCUAUAUAGUAAGGGGAAUUUGUUGAUGACUUACAGUCUGUAGUCCAACUCCCCAACGAUGGUCAGCAGCAGUUGUGAAUGCAAGUCCAAGGAUCUAGCAGUUGCUCAGUCCCACAAGGCAGGCAGGCGAAGAAGAGGGGGGAUCUUCCUUCUUCCAAUGUCCUUACAUAGGUCUCCUGCAGAAGGUGUGUUCCAGAUUAAAAGUGUGUACCACCACGCCUGGAUCUGGGACUUGCUUUGUCCCAGAUGACCUUGAACUCUUUGCCUUAGUCUCCUGGGAUUCAUAGCCACUAUGCUUCAAGAUCUCCAUGUCAAGAUCCAGGUCAGAAACUUGUAUCUCCCAGUCUCAAGAUCAGGAUCAAAGGCUAAAGUGUCAUCAUGAUUGUUCCAUUACAAGGUGCACAGAUGCUACAAAUGCUGGAGAAAUCCUUGAAGAAGUACCUUCCUGAAUCCUUAAAGGUCUAUGGGACCAUCUAUCAUGUGAACCAUGGAAACCCAUUCAAUCUAAAAGCCCUAGUAGACAAGUGGCCUGAUUUUAACACAGUGGUUGUCCGCCCUCAAGAACAGGAAAUGAAAGAUGACCUUGAUUUCUACACUAACACUUACCAAAUCUACUCCAAAGACCCCGAGAACUGUCAGGAGUUCCUGGGCUCCUCAGAAGUCAUUAACUGGAAACAGCAUUUGCAGAUUCAAAGUUCCCAGUCCCACCUGAAUAAAGCAAUACAAAAUCUUGCAAGCAUCCAUUCUCUCCAAGUCAAACACUCAGAAAACAUCCUCUAUGUGGUAUCAGAGACAGUUAGGAAACUGUUCCCUUCCCUGCUGGAUACAAAGAAUUUAUCACCAGGAAGUGGCAAGCCCAAGGCUAUCAAUCAAGAGAUGUUUAAACUUUCAUCUUUGGAUGUUACCCAUGCUGCAUUGGUGAAUAAAUUCUGGCUUUUUGGUGGCAACGAGAGGAGUCAGAGAUUCAUCGAACGCUGCAUAAAGAACUUCCCAAGUUCCUGUGUCUUGGGGCCUGAGGGAACCCCUGCAUCUUGGACUCUAAUGGACCAAACUGGAGAGAUGCGAAUGGGAGGCACCGUGCCUCAGUACCGGGCCCAAGGUCUUGUCUCCUUUGUUAUCUAUUCACAAGACCAGAUUAUGAAGAAACGUGGCUUUCCUGUUUAUUCUCACACUGACAAAAGCAAUACUGUUAUGCAAAAAAUGAGUUACUCACUGCAGCAUCUCCCCAUGCCCUGUGCCUGGAACCAGUGGAUAUGUGUACCUAUGUGAAGCUGGACUCAAACACAAGAUGAUGUCGGGUGGGCCGGGGGAUGUAAUUGGAUGGUGAGCAAAGAGUGAAGGUGAUUGAAAAGAGAGAAUAAAUGGCAGCCAGCUGCAAAAGAGAGCUGCUGUCUGUGCUCUGGGGAAGCAGUGUGAAUGGCCAACAGAUCUCCAUAACUCCUUUUUGUCAGAUUGCUCCUAGACUUCCCUUAAGUUCCUGAGUUUGAAGCAGGCCUAUACCCUUCGGUACUGGACUCAUGUAAUUUAGCCCCUUCAUAUUUCUAGGAUUUAUGUAACAUUCCUUUAUCAUCUGCUCCAAAUGGCUCCUCCUAGAAACCAUAGUACAAAAUUUGGAAACUUCUGCUACCCUUACUAGCAAUAGGGAGAGUAUGUUUUCUGACUACUGUGCCUAUUCCCCUCUGUCUAUUGCCUUUCCUUCAGUGAUCAGCAAGUGAAUUCUCCUUAUAAUGUCUUAAGGAAGUAGCUGCCCCUCUGUUGGGUGCUUCAUAGAUAUGUUAAAUACAUCAUUAUACAUGGAUCAUAUACUUUAUCAGAUUAAACACAAUAUAUAUAAAACAUCAAAAGAA
Molecule: messenger RNA, 5385 nt
Organism: Rattus norvegicus (Norway rat)
Lineage: Eukaryota; Metazoa; Chordata; Mammalia; Rodentia; Muridae
Source: RefSeq, a predicted model, not a curated record